AUGACCAACUCAAACGGCAUCCUCCGCCCAAGACGCAGCACAGCUCGCUACUCCCAAUCCGACCCAGGAAGCUACUUUCCACCCAGCACUUCUCUCUUCACCUUGUCGAAAAGCCCAGCAGAAGCAACCACAACCUCAAAACGCCGCCCGCGCAAACCUAACAGCUCCCUCGCGACCCGCGUCAAUGUCGCGACCGCCAAAGCUUCCACAGCUGAUGAGAGAAGGAAAGCGAAGAUCGCGUCGUUGAUGGCUGUGGCACGUGUGCAGAAGGCUACCCGAGAUAAUGCGCCUGGGCCUGGACCGCGGAACAGGGCGCUGAAGGCAUUGGAGAAAGCCACCACGGAGGCUGCGGUGGAGAUGCCUCCACCUCCUGCUCCGGGCCGCAGAGUCACACGCUCUGGCGAUAAGAAUGGACGUAGGGAUUCUGCAACGGGUGGCAAUGUUGAAGCGUUAGAGGAGGUGAUUGGCAGAAGGAAGACGGCAGUCAAGCAGAGGCAGUCGUUCGCAAUGGCGAAACGGACUUGGACUAUGUUGGAAGCGUCGACUGGAGGAACGGUGGCGGAUAGGGUGGUUUCGAGGGCUGUGCUCAAGACGGAAAAUGAAGCUCGUGAGGCUGCGUUGCGCCAGCCGUAG
Zymoseptoria tritici IPO323 is the source of this 633-nucleotide messenger RNA. RefSeq lists its product as uncharacterized. The coding region runs from base 1 to 633 and encodes 210 amino acids. The transcript has a single exon. NCBI's taxonomy places the organism in Eukaryota, Fungi, Ascomycota, Dothideomycetes, Mycosphaerellales, Mycosphaerellaceae. The record is from RefSeq and is a predicted model, not a curated record.